UGUGUGCAGGGCGGUCGCGGAGCGGGAGCUGCUGCUGCUAAGCGCUUGGGCUCGGUCGAGACUGCGGUGCUUGCUCCUUGCUCCAGCCGUCACCACCGCCGCCGAGGGAGCGGCCGCCUAUUGUCCUUCUCCGCAGCCAAGGCGCGGAGCUGCUCCGGCUCGGCCCGCGGGGGAGCCCGGGGAGCCGCACGUGUCCUGGGUCAUGAAACUUAGUCCACAACAAGCUCCAUUAUAUGGCGAUUGUGUUGUUACAGUACUGCUUGCUGAAGAGGACAAAGUUGAAGAUGAUGCUAUUUUUUACUUGAUAUUUUCUGGCUCUACCCUCUAUCACUGCACAAGUACUCGGAAAGUCAGUUCUGAUACAUUGGAGACAAUUGCUCCUGGCCAUGACUGCUGCGAGACAGUGAAGGUGCUGCUCUGUGCUUCCAGAGAGGGCCUUCCUGUGCUUGUCGUUGCUGAAGAAGACUUCCGCUUCGUCCACGAUGAGGCGUAUGAUGCAGCUCAGUUCCUGGCAACCAGCGCUGGAAAUCAGCAGGCUCUGAACUUCACGCGGUUCCUGGAUCGAUCAGGACCCCCUUCUAGAGAUGUCAACUCUCUGGAUGAGAAGGUUGCACUGGCAUUCAGACACCUGAAGCUGCCUGCCGAGUGGAACGUGUUAGGGACAGAUCACACUUUGCAUGAUGGCAGCCCUCGGGAAACCCUGAUGCAUUUUGCUGUGCGGCUUGGACUGCUGCGGUUGACAUGGUUCCUGUUACAGAAGCCAGGUGGCCGUGGGGCUCUGAGCAUCCACAACAAGGAAGGGGCAACGCCUGUAAGCCUGGCCCUGGAGCGCGGUUAUCACAAGCUUCACCAGCUUCUGACUGAGGAAAAUGCCCGUGAGCCGGACUCCUGGAGCAGCUUGUCCUAUGAAGUGCCUUAUGGCGACUGUUCAGUGCGGCACCACCGAGAACUGGACAUCUAUGCACUGACUUCCGAAUCCGAACCACAGCCUGAGCCCCAUGGAGACAGCUGCGCUGCACGCAUCUCUAAACUUAGGAAUAUCCAGCAGCAGCUAACGAAAACAAACUUGAAGCAGAUGGACAAUCUCGUGCCCUUAAUGGUGACAACACAAGAUUCUUCUUGUGCGCCCAGCAUACCAGAGACAGAUGGCCAGUUCCUUUCCUGUGUACCAGAGCCUUCUGACCACCAGCAGCCUCCUUUGGAAGAAACUAAGAGCACUUUGUGCUGCCAGGGGAGUCCUGGGGGGAAGGCUGAAAGCUCCUGUGAUUUGUCAAGUGUGGUUGAGGAAGAAAAUGUCGUCUGUUCUCUUAAGAAAAAUAAAGAUGCGGGGAGAAAAGGGGAAGAGGCGGAGCCGGCAUCUGCCACAGACUCUAGGUCUGCGUCUCAUCAAGACAGCUGCCUUCAGAGCAUACCCGACUGUGGAGUGAAGGGCACAGAAGACCUUCCAUCCUGUGGAAACAGAAACAAAGUAACUGGAACAAAAUAUUCUGGAGUGGCCGCAUGUCAGCAGGCACUGAGCAGCAGUAGCAGUGUGCUGCAGGAUGCCACAGUCGCAGAACCAGAUGCAUGCCAGCACUCUUCUGGAAGGGAGCUACCAGACAGCUCUUCAACCGAUGGUGGUGCCCCAGAAAAGGCAGAGGAACUGGAACAUAGCCUGCUUACCCCACAUGCUGCCACCCAGAACAGUAAGCCUCAAGUAGGGGAAGGCACAAAGGAAAGACUAGAGGAUUCAGAUGUUAGCAAAAUUGAAGCGACUGCUGUUCAAGUUUUAAGUGACCCCGUGGAGAGAGCUGAUAUUACAAACCAUGUCUUUUCCACCAGUGCCAUGGGUGCUAACACUCCUGCUGAGGCUUUACCUGCAUUGAAUCCUGAAGAAAUCCCCACUGAAAAACCAGAAAUGGAAACUCAGGAGAGAGGCUGUGAGGGGGGAGCCACAAGUGACCAGAGUGCCCAUGUGCUUCCUGCUGCUGCUACAGAAGACAAGGACAAGGCUUUAGGUGGACUGGAACCUGAUACUCCCGAGGCAGGCCUUGGUAACACAGCAUCACCCACAUCAGGGCCAAGUGUAGAUGGGAUGCCAAAACAAAACGCAGAGUCUAAUGCACAGCAUGCUCAGAGCCUAAAUAGCCAGGCCCCGCUCUGGCCUGUAGCUGGGGCUGGCACGCCUUCUGCUGAGUCUGCAUGUCAACAGAGCACAGUGACUUCUAGUGGCGGGUUGGUAGUAGAACAUGGCAGUGGUAAAGCUAGCCUGCCUGAAAGCACAACAGUGCAGCCAAACACACAAGAUCUUUGCACCACCCUCUGCCCAGAAGACCUACAAGCUGACACAGUCAUUUCUGACACUGUGAGAAAUACCCAGAAAUCUGUGGGAUUUUGUCAUCUCUGUGCUUUAGAUGCAAAGACUCAAGGAAAUGAUUUGAACCAAGAUACACCUUUAACGAAUGUGCUUGAGACUGUUCCACAUCUGCCUUCAGUUAUCCCUCAAACUGAGAAAAAACUAGUGCCAGAGCAGGUAUCACCUCCAGGCAGCAGUUUCUCUCUGGUAAGCAGUCCAGAGAGUGAAUCAGUAACCAAAGAUGACGCACUUUCUCAUGUCCCCUCCCAGAAAGAAAAGGGAACAGCAACUCCUCAGCUCCAUAGAGCUACAGCUUGUCGAGAUGGCCCAGAUGGAAGAGAUUUGAAUGAUACCGACAAGGUAGGAGACGGGCCCAGUGGCCCACCUACACCCUCUGCUGCAGAGCUUCAGACCAGCAUGGGGAAUACCAGCCCUGUAGGCACUGGUGGAGAACAGGAGGGUUCCUGCCCACCAGCAACACUUGAAGUGCUGAGCGACUCUUUACUACAAAGCGUGGAUAAAGCUGCUUUGGUUUCUGACUCUCUUCUGCCUGAAGAAGGUGGCAGUGUAGAAGUUCCAGAAAGUUCCACAGCUCUGGGGCAAGAUAGCAAAGAUAAAGCAGUGAGAUGUUCUUCUAUUAAAGAAGAUGUGCAUUCUUCAGAAAUGUCAAAGGAAGAGCAGAGAACACCACCUUCUGGGCAGGAGAUACCAAGAUUAUGUGAAAAACCUGUGUCGGCCCUCUGUGCCGAGGAUAAAGCACUGCAGCACAGUAACUCACCAGACAGUCCCUCUGCCUGUCUGAAAACAGAAACUAAAGACAGCAAGGAAGUGGCCCCACAGGUCUCCCCGCUGACUGAAGGUGGGGCCGUAAAGAGCCUGGUGCCACCAAGAACGAGUCCAGAGCAGAGCGGCUCAUCUCUGUUGCCAAGUCAGCUGCCAGGUGCUCCUGAGGCUCUCAGUGUUGGUGUGGAGGAUACUCAGCUUCAAGGGAAAACCAAUGCUUGCGAGGUAAGCAGAAAUGUGAUGGAGGAUGUUACAGUGGCUGAAGCUUUACCAGUUACAGCUGAGCCCAGAAGAAAGGAUUCAUCACACUACAUCAAAGACAUCCCAAUUUCAGAGUUGUUAAACCAAGAGAAGAAAAUGACUCCAAGUUUGCCAGAAGCUUUACUGGACAAAGGUGUCACUGACUUACAGGAAGUCAUAACCCCAGAGAUAGAACCAUUUGAGUGCAAGAGAGAGAAACUAGAGGGAACAGACCUUAGCUGUACCACGAGUAACUCCAAAGAGACCCCAAACAAUGAGAAAACAAUGCAGCCUUUUGCUAGGGACCUCCCUACAGAAACAGGGCUCUCAGCUAUCAAUGACAGUGUCCCCCAAGCUGACGUAAAGCAAGUGGCACAGGCUGCCGUCCCAGCAGAGGAAAGUAAUGCCCCCACUGUACUUGGAAUGGUCUCAACCCAAGCUGCAGAUGCACCUAUUGGAGCAGACUCCAUAGAGGAGGCCGCCACUAGGAUAGUAGAGGCUGUCAUCAAGCGAGUCAGGGCCUCCACCACACUGAUGACUAAAGAAGAAACCCAUAAUCCGUCACUGUCCAGUUCAGAGACUAAGCUAGAGAAUGCUUGUCCAGAGAGCACAUGUGCUACUCUACCUGGGGAGACCCUGCAGAGGGAGAAUACUCAUGAAGAAGCCACCGGGCACUGUGGCGUUGACACAGAGGAACCAGACAAAAUUAUUCUACAUGUCAACAGGCCUGAGCCAGCACCAGAAAUGCCAGACACCAAAACUGGAGAUGAAGUAGGUCUUCUGAGUAAGAUCAGCGCUGCUUCUGAGGAGGAGGAGGCUGGAAGAAAUGGAGCUGCCACACCCAAGAUGAAGCAAGGCCCCGGGACCCAGGCGAUCAACCGAGAAAGCUGGUGUGCCAUAAAGCCCUGCCCUGCCGCAGCGUCUCUCUUGGCUUCCAAGGAGAGCUCAGAAUGCGGGAGCUUCAUAGAUGUUGGACUAGGCACAGAGUGUGCCUCAAAAGAAGGCAUGCUCCAGAGAGUGUCGGGGAGUGAUUCUGACCUCUUUCACUCACCCAGUGAUGAAAUGGACAGCAUCAUCUUCUCAAAGCCUGAGGAAGAGCAGUUGCUUUGUGAUACAACAGGAUCCAGUUCUUCCACAGAUGACACAGCUUCCCUGGAUCGACAUUCUUCUCAUGGCAGUGAUGUGUCCCUUCCUCAGACUUCAAAGUUAAAGAGGUCCAGAAAUCAUCAAAGUUCCAAUGGCUUUUUCAGCCAUGGAGUGGGACCUGAGAGUCGGGAGAGUGAGAGUGAGCCUGCUGGCUCUGGUGAAAUGGAAGAGGAGGAGAUGGACAGCAUCACCGAAGUGCCUGCAAACAGCUCUUUUCUGAGGAGUUCCAUGCGUUCUCUUUCUCCCUUCCGGAGGCAUAGCUGGGGACCUGGGAAGAAUGCAGCCAGCGAUGCAGAAAUGAACCAGCGGAGUUCAAUGCAAGUUCUUGGGCAUGUUGUCAGGAGACCUCCCAUUCAUAGGAGAAGUAUGAGCUGGUGUCCCUCUGGUGUGCAGUACUCGGCUGCCCUGAAUGCUGACUUUAAUAUCAGAAGUUUCAGUCUGGAAGGCUUGACAGGAGGAGGUGUUGGAAAUAAGCCAUCCUCAUCUCUAGAAAUGAGCUCUGCAAACUCCAAUGAACUCAGAAACCCUUUCAGUGGUGAGGAACAGAGAAACUCUUUGAUGUCACUUUCAGAAGAACAUCUGGAGCCAGACCAGAGACAGCAUCACAGGAUGUUUGAUCAGCAGACAUGUUACAGGUCUAAACAACAGGGAUUUAACUACUGUACGUCAGCCAUUUCUUCUCCAUUGACAAAAUCCAUCUCAUUGAUGACAAUCAGUCAUCCUGGAUUGGACAAUUCACGGCCCUUCCACAAUACCAGUGCCAACCUGACCGAGAGUAUAACAGAAGAAAAUUGUAAUUUCCUGCCUCCGAGCCCCUCAAAAAAGAAUUUUGAAGAAAAGAGUGGGACUAAGGUUAGUCGCACCUUCAGCUACAUCAGGAAUAAAAUGUCCAGCAGCAAAAAGAGCAAAGAAAAGGAGAAGGAAAAGGAUAAAAUUAAGGAGAAAGAGAAAGAAUCUAAAGAGAAGGAAAAAGAUAAGAAGACUGUUAACGGGCACACCUUCAGCCCCAUUCCUACUGUGGGUCCCAUCAGCUGUAGCCAGUGCACGAAGCCUUUCCCCAACAAGGACGCCUACACAUGUGCAGGUUGUGGUGCCUUUGUCCACAAAGGCUGCAGAGAAAAUCUAGCCUCCUGUGCAAAGGUCAAAAUGAAGCAGCCAAAAGGGAGCCUCCAAGCACACGAUACAUCGUCGCUGCCCACGGUCAUCAUGAGAAACAAGUCGUCACAGCCCAAGGAGCGUCCUAGGUCUGCAGUCCUCUUGGCUGAUGAGGCCACUUCUGCACCAAUGUUUACUAACAGACGGUCCCAGCAGAGCGUCUCCCUCUCUAAAAGUGUCUCCAUACAAAACAUCACUGGAGUUGGCAAUGAUGAGAACAUGUCAAACACCUGGAAAUUUCUGUCUCAUUCAACAGACUCACUGAAUAAAAUCUGCAAGGUCAAUGAGUCCACAGAAUCCCUUACUGAUGAGGGAGUAGGUACAGAAAUGAAUGAAGGACAGCUGUUGGGAGAUUUUGAAAGCGACUCUAAGCAGCUAGAAGCAGAGUCAUGGAGCCGGACAGUGGACAGCAAGUUCCUUAAACAGCAGAAGAAGGAUGUGGUCAAGCGGCAGGAAGUGAUUUACGAGUUGAUGCAAACAGAACUGCAUCACGUCCGCACACUCAAGAUCAUGAGCGACGUGUACAGCCGGGGCAUGAUGACAGAUCUGCUCUUUGAGCAGCAGAUGGUGGAAAAGCUGUUCCCCUGCUUGGAUGAACUGAUCAGUAUCCACAGCCAGUUCUUUCAGAGAAUCCUGGAGCGGAAGAAGGAGUCUCUGGUGGAUAAAAGUGAAAAGAACUUUCUCGUCAAGAGGAUAGGGGAUGUGCUUGUCAGUCAGUUCUCGGGUGAGAAUGCAGAGCGCUUAAAGAAGACAUAUGGCAAGUUCUGUGGACAGCACAACCAGUCUGUCAACUACUUCAAAGACCUCUACACCAAGGAUAAGCGUUUCCAAGCCUUUGUGAAGAAGAAGAUGAGCAGUUCAGUAGUAAGAAGGCUGGGAAUUCCAGAGUGCAUAUUACUUGUAACUCAGAGGAUCACCAAGUACCCAGUUUUAUUCCAAAGGAUACUGCAAUGUACCAAAGACAAUGAAGUGGAGCAGGAAGACCUCACUCAGUCCUUGAGUCUGGUAAAGGAAGUGAUUGGAGCCGUGGACAGCAAAGUGGCAAGUUACGAGAAGAAAGUGCGUCUAGGUGAGAUUUAUGCGAAGACGGAUAGCAAGUCGAUCAUGAGAAUGAAGAGUGGGCAGAUGUUCGCCAAGGAGGACCUGAGACGGAAGAAGCUGGUGCGGGACGGGAGCGUGUUUCUGAAGAGCACAACAGGAAGGCUGAAAGAGGUUCAAGCAGUUCUACUCACUGACAUUUUAGUUUUCCUUCAAGAAAAAGACCAGAAAUACGUGUUUGCAUCAUUGGAUCAUAAGUCAACAGUGAUCUCCUUAAAGAAGCUGAUUGUAAGAGAAGUGGCCCAUGAGGAGAAAGGCCUGUUCCUCAUCAGCAUGGGGGUGAAAGAUCCAGAGAUGGUGGAGGUCCAUGCAAGCUCCAGAGAGGAGCGGAAUAGCUGGAUUCAAAUCAUUCAGGAUACAAUCAACUCCCUGAAUAGAGAUGAAGAUGAAGGAAUUCCCAGUGAGAAUGAGGAAGAAAAGAAAUUGUUGGAUACCAAAGCCCGGGAGUUAAAAGAACAGCUUCAGCAGAAGGACCAGCAGAUCCUCCUCUUGCUGGAAGAGAAGGAGAUGAUUUUCCGGGACAUGACUGAAUGCAGCACUCCCUUGCCUGAGGAUGGCUCCCCAACACACAGCCCGAGAGUGCUCUUCCGCUCCAACACAGAGGAGGCUCUCAAAGGAGGACCGCUGAUGAAAAGUGCAAUAAGUGAAGUGGAAAUCCUUCAGGGUUUGGUGAGUGGGAGCCUUGGUGGCACACUUGGACAGUCCAGCAGCAGCCCUGUUGAGCAGGAAGUCAUGGCUGCACCCAUUUCGUUGCCCCGGAGAGCAGAGACCUUUGGAGGAUUUGACUGUCAUCAGAUGAAUGCUUCCAAAGGAGGUGAGAAAGAAGAGGGUGAUGAUGGCCAGGAUCUCAGGAGAACAGAAUCAGAUAGUGGCCUGAAAAAGGGUGGAAAUGCUAACCUGGUGUUUAUGCUUAAAAGAAACAGUGAGGUUGUGCGGAGCAUUGCUCACCUCCACGAACUCCUCAGCAUGCUGCAGGGUGUUGUGCUACAACAAGACAGCUACAUUGAGGACCAGAAGUUGGUGCUGACAGAGAGGACACUCACAAGGAGUGCGUCCCGCCCCAGCUCUCUCAUUGAGCAGGAGAAGCAGCGGAGCCUGGAGAAGCAGCGCCAGGACCUGGCCAACCUGCAGAAGCAGCAGGCACAGCACCUGGAGGAAAAGCGCCGACGGGAGCGUGAGUGGGAGGCCCGUGAGCAGGAGCUUCGAGACCGAGAGGCCAAGCUGGCUGAGCGGGAAGAGACAGUCCGCCGCAGGCAGCAGGACCUGGAGAGGGACCGCGAAGAGCUCCAGCAGAAGAAGGGCAUUUACCAGUGCGAUCUAGAGAGGCUGCGGGCUGCCCAGAAACAGCUGGAAAGAGAGCAGGAGCAACUGAGGAGGGACACAGAGCGGCUCAGCCAGAGGCAGAUGGACCAGGACCUUUGCCAGGUUUCAAAUAGACACUGCAGACUGAUGCGGAUUCCAUCCUUCCUGCCCAAUGUGGAUGAGUUCCCCUCGCCGUCCGCACCUUCUUCUGUAACCAAAUCAGGCUCACUGGACUCAGAACUCUCCGUGUCUCCUAAAAGGAACAGCAUCUCUCGGACACAGAAAGAUAAGGGGCCUUUCCACAUACUGAGCUCAGCCAGCCAGACAAAGGGUCCAGAGGGGCAGAGCCAGGCCCCGUCCAGCACCUCCACUUCCACCCGACUCUUUGGGUUAGCUAAGCCAAAGGAAAAGAAGGAGAAAAAAAAGAAGAGCAAAGGAAGCCGUGCUCAGCCUGGUGAUGGCCCUGCUUCAGAAGGACCAGCAGAGGGUGAAGAGAUCUUCUGUUGAACCAUUUCCUCUACCAGGGCAGCCGCCUUCCAACCCUGACCUGACGGUGGAGCCUCGGGGCCCUCCUGCUGCCCCUGUGCACAAGUCUCUUACACUGGACGGCCACUGCCCCCAGUGUCCAGUCCUCCUGAGCUACCCCAGGCCUGGACAAGAAGGAACAGCACCUGUGUAGGGGUGGGGAUGGACACUCAGACUCCACUUCAGCUAUGACCUGUAACUGCCCAGGGCUUGGGGGGCCCUGGCUUUACUCAGGGUAUGACACUGAAAGUAGCGACCCUAGAAGUAGGUAAUAGUUUGAGACGUGUCAGGAUUCCCUAAAGGCCCAGAGGGUUUUUCCAAAUGAGGUCUGAAACCCUACCUUGCAUUUUGGGGGAAUACAACCAGAAUCAAAGAGCAGAUGGUGCAGACUGUGUACAGUGGUCAUCUUCAUGUACACAUGGACUACACCGCUGUGUACAGUUCUUCCCCAACAUCAACAUAGCUUAGGCCAAGAGCAAGCAUCUGGCUGGCCAGGUAGCGGGUGGGUGUUCAGUAUUCCACCCUGUGGUCCUCUGAGAUUGGGUCCCUUGAGAUGGCCCCUGUGCACACACCACCCCCUUUGUGUGUAUUCCUCAUUUCAUUUUAGGAAGAACAACAAAUGUUUGUGAAACCAGCAAGAGGCUUGAUGUCUACCAAAAAGCAUGGUCUGCACUGUCUGUGUCUCUGCACUCUAGGCUGAGCUCUCUCAGUUCUUAUUCAAAUCAGAAAGAAACAUGCUUCCUGUCCUAGAUGCCUGUCUACAUGCUCUGGGCACAGAGGAGGUAGAGAGAGCUCUUCACCACUGUCCCCAGUAUGACACUUCCUAGUUGUUACUGGUCCCUAUGGGAAAGCAUGCACCCUGUUAAUGCUCCCAGCCACCUGCCCGGGACUAGCCUGGACCCCGAGGCUUCUCUGGGACUACUGGCAAAAGUAGGUUCCUUAAGUCUGUCUGGUGGUUUUGCCAAUGCAGAGGGGAGCUGGCCCUUGCGCAUGGCUGUGUGCACCCCGUCAGUCACACAUCCUCCUCACACACGGUUUUCAGAUGCAGUUUGCUUGGUUGGUUGCGCUCUUCCCCUUGAAGCUGUCAAGUGCUGCCUGUCUCUCUUCUCGCCCUCCAUCUCCAUGUGUUGAUCUGUGCAUGCUUCCGGCCUUCACCAGCGCGCAUGUGCAGGGCAGUCCAUUGGUAAUGUACCCUCUAAGCUGACAUACUCCCCGCGAGGGACUCGCUGAGGCCUGGGCGUCACUGUGGCCUUCAUUUCCUGGUUUUGCCCUCAGAAGCACAGGGCUCUGAACAUAUGUGCAGAGACCAGCCUGUGACUUGGUGCUUGUCGGUGACCUGCAAGCCGGCCUUGCAGGGACAGAGAUUUGUCUUUCAGUUUACUUGAAAGAGUUCUGCUUUAAAGUUUUUAGCCUAAAUUUGUUUUAUUUAUUUUGUUUGUGUUUUGUUCUAUUUUAUUUUGAAAGUGAACCAGUACUGGCCCCACAGUUUCCACCAUCUUUUCAGUACAGAAAUGAUGUGUCUAUCCAAGUGCAUGAUGGUCCUGAGGAAAGCCAAAGUCGAGAUGGGGUGGUCCCUUCUGUCCCAGGCCCAUUUUUUCAUAAGGAACAUUUGUUAUCUUUUUUUUUGGAGAUUUUUAAAGUUGCCCCAUUGGCCACUUUUGCCUGUUUUUGACAAGAUUGGUUUGGCUCUUUAAAGUCUGGGGGUUUUGUCUUGUUGGUUGGUUUUUGUUUUUGUUUUCCUACUAAAAUUAUGGUGUACUUCCCUCAAGAACCUUAACAGCAGGAAGCUGGUUGCUUCCUUCUCCAAGUCCAGCUCUGACUUCCCGGCUGUCUGUCACUGCAGAGCCUGCCACACCUCAGAUCCACCACAGGGUUUGACUGGCUGCCCUUGUCCCUGCCUCAGUCUCAGGGAGACUGCACCCUUCCACAGGAAGCACUUCCGCUUGGCGGAGGAGCCUGACUCCCACCUAGACUUGACAAAAAAUCAGACAGAGCCCUGCCCUCUUCCCUGUGCAGAGGUGCAGAGGUGCAGAGGGAGGCCAGUAACCGCGCCUCCAGGAUCACUCUGACACACGCAGUGAGACACUGUCUACCCCGGGAAGCUUGAUUCUGUGCCCCUGCCUACCCCAUCCCACCCCUGCCUGUGCCCUCUGACCCAGCCAGCUAUGUUGUGUUUGGCUUGCUUUGGUUGUUUUUAAAAACCAAUUUCACUUCUACCCACAUUCCCCAAAACAAUGGUCAGUGACAGUUGGGAGAAGUUAAAAUCCAAAGUAUCCUCUGCAUGCCCCUAAGCUGCCAACUUCCUCCAGGGAGAGAACCACUUGCCAAGAACUGAUCCACCUGCCACACCCCCUGCCACACCCCUCAGAAGCCUGUCAAGCUGGGGAGUUGCUGCUGUGCUCUUCUUGCCUAGGACCCUGAAGAGUGCUGUGGCUGAGGCAGCGGCCAGCCUUCUGUGGAGUCCCUUCUCUGAGAAGGGUGGUUUUCUAGGGACCAGGAUUAUGUCCUGUCCUGUUCCCCAUACUGAGAAAUCAUGAUUUUAUAUCGAACAAAAGAAAUCAUUGCAUUGGGGGACAGGUGGAAAUUGACCCCAGCCUUGUGGAAUCUAGUGAACUUUCUGGAAAAUUGCAUCUUCUCUCAAAAAUUAUAAUCAUCUCAGUAGUUGUCAUCCCAUCUGGGUGACAUGUGCACUUUAAAUAACCUCUCUUGAGCUGGCUUCAUCUUUGAGACAAUCAAAUCUGUUAACUGUUUUCUUAGAAGAUGGAGAGGGUUAAAAUAAAGCCGUGCCAGCAUGCCCCACCUCCCCACUCUCACGGAAGUCGCCUGCAGGGAGGAAGCCUCACCCUGACUGAUGUGUUUGUUUCAAAAGGUACGAACUGAGUCUUUGUGGGCUACACCACUAGUGCUGCCCUUCGCUCAUCCCGCCCACCCCACACUGGUUGUUCCCGGCCUCCCUCAUAGCAGCAGCAAGCACACGUGUUGAACCCUUCAGAGUAACAUUAGUGCGCACAGGCUUAGUAAAGGACACAACCUUGACCCAUAGGCCAGAGCUUGCCCAGAGUCCUCUCCAUGCAAGUUUGUAAUGUCUCCUCCUCCUAUCCCAGAUGCUCCUGUGCCCUCACCCACUGUCCUUCCAAGGCUCUUGCUUGGUAUUUCAUGACUAAGUUGCCUUUGACAUGUACCUAGAAAACAGUCCUGGAGUGUGGGCUUCCUUGCCUGGACAUCUGCGCAUGGGUACUUUUAAGUGAGGCAGUGACACAUACACACACACAUGUACACACCCACACGUACACGUACACACACACACACACACACACACACCUGCAGACUGCAGAGACCAAGGGCGCAAUGUGUUUGGGUUGAGCUCCUUGUUUUCUUUCAUGUAGCAUAACAUUCCUAGUUUGCUAGACUUUGGAGUCUGCCACCUGCUGGCCAGGUGGAGAAAUGCAAAGUAUUCUAAUGCUGCCAUAAAGGGGGGGGAGGGGUGGCAGAGGCCUUUACCUGCACUCACAAGAUUUACUAUGUCAAAUGAUGGACAGGUCCUGAGUUAUUUCUCCAUCUCAACUAAGGUGUAAAGUGGGUGGCCCCCACUACUGCAAGUGUGCCCUGUGGAGAAACCAGGCAGGUGCUACUGCCGCAGACCCCAGAGGGUCUCUGCAGGAAGCACAGAACCUAUGCCUUAGAACCCUCCUAGCCUCAGCUGCCCUGCUGCGGUUACCACCUGCUGGGACGGGCCUAGCCCAGUUGGCUUGUCUCAGGUUUCCUCCUGAGGCCUGGGCUCUGCAGAAGGGCAGGAUACACCUAUACCUCUGUCUUGUUAAGUCGUCUCCAAAUGCUGUAUGAACAUUUCUGUACUAAGCCCUGUUAAAUAAAAAGUCGGGUUAAACCCAAGCGCUGUAUAGUAAUUUGUAAUUAUGUAUAAAGUGAAGCAGUUUUGAACUGUAAAGAUUUUCAGUGUGUUUUCUGGAAAGUCGCCACAACAUACUGGCUUUGUAUUUUAUUUAUCAUCUUUGUAGUUACUGGCUUCUGACUCUUGUAAAGUCCCCCUCAGACCUUUCAAAAAUAAUAAAUGUCCUUUGAAAUCUUGA
Messenger RNA from Apodemus sylvaticus (European woodmouse), 12672 nucleotides. RefSeq names its product A-kinase anchoring protein 13 (gene Akap13). The record is from RefSeq and is a predicted model, not a curated record. Gene Ontology annotation, molecular function: MAP kinase scaffold activity; guanyl-nucleotide exchange factor activity. The transcript has 38 exons. Gene Ontology annotation, biological process: regulation of Rho protein signal transduction; adrenergic receptor signaling pathway; positive regulation of canonical NF-kappaB signal transduction. Bases 203 to 8566 code for a protein of 2787 amino acids. Gene Ontology annotation, cellular component: actin cytoskeleton; membrane. Lineage: Eukaryota; Metazoa; Chordata; Mammalia; Rodentia; Muridae.